UCAAAACAAAAAAUCGUAUAAAAUAUAAAACUAAUCAAAAUCAUGAUAAAUUUUUGGAAUAUCCAUCGAAAAUUUCGAAAAAUCUUCGAUAUCUACUAUCAACAAAUUCUCGUUAUUUCCCUAAUUAUUGCGGCAACACUUGGUUAUUUUCAUUUCGAAAUGCAACAAAACAAUCAACAAUUAGAACAUCAAUGGAAGCAGUUCUUGCAACUUUAUCACGAACAAGAAGUCUUUAUUGUUAUCUUUCCAAUACUUCUUCUUUUGAUAGCAGCAAUGGUCGGUUUCAUAAUUGCCAUUAAUUUGGAUUCAUUGCGAAACUAUGAUCAGUUGACAUAUUUGGAAAUUAAAAAACGUUAUGCAGAUUAUCUUUUCAUUCAACUUGUAACGCGUAUUGAAAAAACUGAAAAGAAACUUUUAUAUGACAGAAAUUUGAUACCAAUUGAAAGUUUCAUACAUGCUCAUGAAGAAAUGCGUAAGACGAUUGAUAAAUUUCGAAUGGAUACAAAGGAAUUGCUGUCACUGUCGGAAUUUGAUGAACUUGUUCCGUGGGAAAUGUUUUUUGCCGAUGAUGAAAUUCGACGGUCACGUUUUUUGCAUUUAUCGAUGGAAGAAGAUGUUGUAAGGGAUUUGGCUUCUUCAUGAUUGAAAAAGGAUCAUUGUGCAAUAAAAUUUAUAUAUAUUUUUUAAAUAAUAUUUAUGUAUAAAUAAAAUAUUCAAAUGUGUGUUGUGAUUGAAA
This is a messenger RNA of Episyrphus balteatus (marmalade hoverfly), 736 nucleotides long. RefSeq lists its product as uncharacterized. The transcript has a single exon. The record is from RefSeq and is a predicted model, not a curated record. NCBI's taxonomy places the organism in Eukaryota, Metazoa, Arthropoda, Insecta, Diptera, Syrphidae. Bases 43 to 642 code for a protein of 199 amino acids.